This is a messenger RNA of Vitrella brassicaformis, 3149 nucleotides long. The record is from the annotation of a GenBank genome assembly. NCBI's taxonomy places the organism in Eukaryota, Vitrellaceae.
CUCAUGGUGGCUGGCUGGCUGGUUGGAUGGAUGGAUGGAUGGAUGAGUAGACAGACAGCUGACAGGACAAGCAGAGGGGAGGCAGGGAGGGGACGGCCUGUGGUGCUGGACCCACGGGGCCCACUUGGUGCUGCAUGAUGUGUAUGGUAUGGACGGAUGUCGUAUGCGUGGCGCUCGACGUGUCUGUGAGAUGCAAAGGAUGAUCCGCAGUGCUGCCCGCCUCACCAUUCUCACAUGUAAACCACAAAGGCCAUUGAUUCAAUCCUCUUCUUCCCCUGCUCUGCGAGCUUGUGAGCGAGCCCACGUCAAAUGGCAAAUAGCGUCGCUGUAGAUCUUCUUUGGCGCUCACUGCUUCACUGUGAGUGCUGUGCGACCAUGAGAAGCCUCCACUGAGGGGCCGCGUACUGACAUCCAAGUCGGUGAGCAUGAUGGAGAAGGAUGGCUAGAGGGAUGGCAUUGUGAUGGCACUGUGCGCCUCUGCACUCUUGUCUGCAGGCGUGUUUGGCCGGCGCGGCGCCAUGGCAGCUGCAGCGUCACCAUCAUCCGCUGCCGACCUCCCGCAGCCACAGGUACGGUACGUGUACCUCAGUCGCCCAUUCAUUUGUUUGAUUUGUUUGUCCGUUUCAUCCAUCCAUCCAUCAGGUGGUGCCGUCGUCCCGCGACCGCUGCCAGACCGGCACUCGUGUGUGGAUGGUGACGGACGGGCGCGAGAAGGGCAGGCAGGAAUGGGUCAAGGCCGACGUCUAUCGCACUGAGGAGUCCAUCAAGGGGCUGAGAGUGUCUGUGAGGGAGGUGGGCGGCCGGAAUGAGGAGUUCACUGUGAUGGUGCCGCACCAGACCAGAGCAUCAAAUGCAGUAAGUAGAACCGCAUCCACCGCACCCACAGAUCCACUGAUUGAAUGAUCCCGUGUGUGAUAUGCUUGAUGUGCCUGCAGGUGCACAAGGGCUUCAGGCUCGUUGAGAAGGCGCCUCUGGAGCAGCCUGUAGGAAAGCAUGAUGGCAGCACCACGGUAAGUCCUCAAGCAGCCACGGACACACGGAUAAAUCGUCUCCCUUGGUUGCCUUUGUUCCAGGAGGUCGUGUUCGAGUGUCACUGUGAGCGGACCAGGCCGGGCGACGAGCUGUCCGUCGUCGGUGUCGUCGACGAGCUCGGCAAAUGGGACGUCACCAAGGCCCUGCCGCUGGACGGCAGCGCCUACCCCAUCUGGCGCAGCGCACUUGUCUGUCUGCCCGCCCCUGUGCAUAGCGUCGAGUUUAAGUUUGUGCUGCGGCUGGGCGAUGGAGGGUGGGAGUGGGAGCGCUUCAGAGGUGAGCGACAUGAGAGUCUGUCACGGGGAUCAGGGUGAAUGGAUGGAUGGAUCUCCUGGUGUGGAUGCGUGUGUGUGCGUGUGUGUGCGUGUGUGUGUGUGAUGAACAGGCAAUCGUGAGGCGACUCUUCUCUCCAGUGAUGGCCGCGUCACAUUUGUCAAGUGUGCAUUCGGUGAGAACAAAACGCACACAGACAUAAUGGCGACGACAACACGGGGAUGCGUCGAUGUGUGUGGGCAUGUUCCUUCUUUUGUCAGACGACAAGGGUCAACAGUCCGUGCUUGACAUUGACCAGCCUCGACUGUUCCAGCUGCCUCAGGAGGUCGAGCUGGAACUGUACCAGCUCCUCGGCAACGACCUGGCCAUCGGCCUUGCCCGCUUCCGUCGCACAUGCCGCAUGGGCAACCUGCGUGUGUCAGAUCCCGCGUCUGGUGCCUACCUGAGGACACAAAUCAACCAGCAGCUCGCCGCCAAGGGCCUCGAGGGCAUCAUCGCCCUCUCUCCUGACCUGACGUCCAUCGCCCUGCUGCUGCAGCUGUCGUACUUCAUCGACCACAGCGGCGAGUGGGCGGGGUGGGAGCCGAUCAUCCGAGUGGCGGUGCAUCAGCGGCGGGGAGAGGGGCGGUUGCCGAUAGAGCUGACCAGUGCUGACGUGGAGGGGGUCGGCAGCCGGCCGGUCUACGACAGCCGGUGCGAGGCGAUGCGGCAGCUCUCACUCAUCCAGCGCCACCUCGGCAUGACGCUGGAGCGCAUCAAUGACGAGGAGCGGCUGAAUGGGUAUCGGCUGACCAUCCACAGACUGCAGACGCUGCCGCCCAACAGCCCCUUCCGUGAUGAUAGAUUCGACGAGGCCAACCCCGUGUGUGAGAUGCCAGCAAGUGAGGGAGGGGGGAGAAGCGGGAAAGAGCUGCGGGAAAGAGCACGUGUGUGUCUGUAUGUGUGCAGUUCACUACUACGCUUCAGUUCGCGACCUUGUAUUGUAUGAGUACAAAGACAAACAGAAAACGCUCACACGCAUACACAGUGGCUGAACUGCUCUGCCGUGAUGUGUCUGUCUGGUCAGGAUGCAGCUGGGAGCGUCAGAGGUCGCGUACGAGAUUCCGAACGCGUACCUCCGACUGGUCAGUCAGCCGAACGCACCCACACAAGAGCCUCACAGGCUGCCGCACUCAGUCAUUGUCAUCUCUCUCUCGCUUCAGCGGCAGCUCGCCAGGCAGCAGCCCCCGGCGUGGAACUGCCGCACCAUUAGCACCAGCCACAGGAGCGACGGGCCGGCAGCAGGAAACAUCGGCCGCGUGAUAGUGCUGCAUGGCGACCAGCGUGGGCACACCUUCGAAGCCCACAUCUUCAUCGGCAGCUACGCCACUCUUGCCAGCGCCCACCUCUACACGACAGAGCGCCCGGUGGCCGGCAGGGUGGGUGCCGCCAGGUUCCCCCAGACAGUGAGGGUGGUGCGGCAGGUGAUGGGGGCCGACGCAUAGGUGGUGUUCGGCAACAAGCUAGCCGUAGCCGUAGACUGACUGAUCCGUUCAUCUGUCUACUCUCGGCUGCACAUGUACCUUGUCUGCCUGCCUCUUAAGUGGCCACGGCAGCAGAUGGCAGGCCGGGAUGGCCGAGAGGCUGACAGAUAUGUUGAUGGACGGACGGACGGACGGAUGGAUGGAUGGAUGCAUCUUUGGUGUGGCUGUCUUUGUGAUGAAUUCUUUCUCGCCGCACACACAUUCACCGACAGCCAUCUCAGAAGUGUCUCAGCACCAUCCCGCAGUCUCACUGACUCACGUGACACCACAUAAAUAAGGUCCCAGUGCUCACACCUAGACCAGUAUGCUCACACCUUCUCG